Didymodactylos carnosus is the source of this 549-nucleotide messenger RNA. The record is from the annotation of a GenBank genome assembly. NCBI's taxonomy places the organism in Eukaryota, Metazoa, Rotifera, Eurotatoria, Philodinida, Philodinidae.
AUGGGUGGUCCCGGUUUCGUUGAUGGUCAAGCUCAUAAUGAGCUCGAUAAUUUUGAUCCGUGUAAAUUUACCGUGAAUGGUGUUGAAUAUUAUAGUGCUGAAAACUAUUUUCAAUGUCAAAAAGCUACAACACCGGAGGAUCACGAACGAGUGCGUCAGGCGGGCAGUGGUGUUGCUGUCUGGAGCGCAGGUUUGCGUGUAAAUCCUCUUCGUUCUGACUGGGAAUCGAUUAAAGUAGAGCAAAUGUAUAUUGGGAAUAAGGCAAAAUUUGAACAAAAUCCCCGAUGGGCGAAUAUCUUAUGUGAAUCAGUAGGACGGAUCACUUUUCGCGCUUCUACAUCAUUUUGGAACGGAUGGAACGGAUUGCUUCUGGAACGAAUACGAGCAGAAUUACGUCACAAUGGAAUCGAAGACGAUAAAACAGUGAUGAGAGUUAAGAAAAUGAUGGAACAAUAUGCGAAUGAUCAUCGAGAAAUAGAAACGAAUAUGGUCACAUUACCUCGCAACUCUUUUAUUAAAUGGUUUGCCGACAAAACGUCGAGCUCUUAA